Molecule: messenger RNA, 755 nt
Organism: Cucurbita maxima (winter squash)
Lineage: Eukaryota; Viridiplantae; Streptophyta; Magnoliopsida; Cucurbitales; Cucurbitaceae
Product: histone H4
Exons: 2
Coding region: 67-378 (103 amino acids)
Biological process (GO): nucleosome assembly
Cellular component (GO): nucleosome
Molecular function (GO): structural constituent of chromatin; DNA binding; protein heterodimerization activity
Source: RefSeq, a predicted model, not a curated record
UCGUAGUUAAACUCAGAAUUUCGAGUCUAGUCUCUUACUGUUAGUUCUCCUUAAUCGUUCGUGAAAAUGUCUGGACGCGGUAAGGGAGGCAAGGGCUUGGGGAAGGGAGGAGCAAAGCGUCACAGGAAGGUUUUGAGAGACAACAUUCAGGGAAUCACCAAGCCUGCUAUUCGCCGUUUGGCUCGUAGAGGUGGCGUUAAGCGUAUCAGUGGAUUGAUCUAUGAAGAAACCAGAGGUGUUUUGAAGAUCUUCCUUGAGAAUGUGAUUCGUGAUGCUGUUACCUACACUGAGCAUGCGAGGAGGAAGACUGUGACUGCUAUGGAUGUGGUUUAUGCCUUGAAAAGGCAGGGGAGGACUUUGUAUGGUUUCGGAGGUUGACAAGCCUAUGGAGUUCCGGUUACUAUUCUUAUGAAGCGUUUUGGAACACUCCUUUUUUAUAGAUCUGUUCGAUCCAGAAUCUAGCAGCAACUUUGUUCAAAGUGAUGUUAAGCCAUUGUCUCUUUCAAAUGGUGCUGUAUGUGUAAGAGCAGCGUACAGAUGUUCAAAUUUUCUCAACUGGAGUCGCUUCUUCUAGUUCAAGGUCGGGUAUGACUCCUGAAGUUGAUGUUUGUUGUGUAUAUAUAUUAAGUUGCUUCGUGGGUGCUUCUUGCUGCAAAUCAAUUUGAAAGAAUGUUAUUCAGGAUCCAAUUCUCUUAACCACCGUAGAAAUGCUUUGUUGCAGUUUGAUAAUUCAUAUUUUUCUUGCUUCAACUCGA